This is a messenger RNA of Glossina fuscipes, 2943 nucleotides long. RefSeq lists its product as uncharacterized. Gene Ontology annotation, cellular component: motile cilium; extracellular exosome. Bases 1 to 2943 code for a protein of 980 amino acids. The record is from RefSeq and is a predicted model, not a curated record. Gene Ontology annotation, molecular function: protein binding. Gene Ontology annotation, biological process: cilium assembly; cilium movement. The transcript is spliced from 9 exons. NCBI's taxonomy places the organism in Eukaryota, Metazoa, Arthropoda, Insecta, Diptera, Glossinidae.
AUGUCUGUGGGGCAGCGAAAAACGAGUUUGAUUAAAAGGGAGACGCCUAUGCGGGUUUUUUUAUAUAUGCAACCAAAAGUGAUAAAAUAUCCAAGGGAAGAUAAUGUAUUGGUUAAUAUAGUAAUGGAACAUCCACUGCGUCCUAUUACUCGACUAUCUGAUAAACGCAAACCAGAGAAUGUUAUUAAUGUGAAUACAUUUGAUGAAGAAAAACCAACCUUUAGCAUAACUCUGGAUCAGGAUGCAUACGAUGAUAUUGAAGCAUGCAUCGAUUCACCUUUAACCUUAACUCUCUAUGAACAACUAAUAAAAGAUGAUGUCUCCGAAAUAAGUCAUGAGAGUCGUUCUUCUCAGAAACUUCAAGGAAAACCAAAAGCUCAAGGAUACCUGGAUUUGAUUCAUUAUUUCACUAAGAAACGUGUUAUGCUUAAUGUUAACGUUUUAUUAUAUCCCUUAGAUCAAUCGGAUGAUAAAAUUACUUGUAAAAUGGUAUGGGAUAUAUAUUCGUUAAUGCCGCUCCUUAAAUGGGUAAAUCUUUCCAAUGUUCUGUUCCUUACCUUCACGUCAAUAUACAAUAUUGACGGUACUUUCUUAAACGAUUAUCAAAAGUUAUGCUCGGCACUUUCGUUACGAAUAAAUUCUUCUAACAAGAAAGAUCGUAAUGACAAAAUAUUCAUAUGUAAAUAUACUGGAUUCAGUAAAGAGAUAAUUAUCGAACAAACCAAGUUUUACAAAUGGGAAAACAUGAAGGAUCCUGAGCGUAAUAAUGGCAAUAGUUUGGCCAUUUUCUCAGAAAACUUCAAUAUUCACAAAAUAUUCCAUAACGUUUUUUGCAGCGAAAAUUUUAAUUUCAAUUUUUGGAGCAUCGAUACAAAUAAUGACUAUGCCCUCGUUUGCAACUCAUUACAUCGUUUCAUUUUAACGGACAAAAUGCAUAUUUCUUUAGAGCAAUAUUUGGCCAACGGUCCAAGUGAAAUUAUCGUAGAUGUCUUCGAUGAAUCUGAACCGGAUAAGAUUCUCUUGCAAGGUGUAAUCGAUUUGUCAAUAUUUAUGUAUCCCAAUGUCACUGCGUGCUCAUUUGUCGUUGAUCUACAACCUCCAAAUUCAUUGAGACGUAGUUCAGUGCCAUCAUCUCCAAUCAGUCCAGGAAGAAAGCGCUCUCAAAGCUCUCCAAGUCCGAAACAUAAACAAAGCGAGAAAGAUAUAGUGAAACCGAUAUUUGCCAUUAUAAAAAUAUGCGUGCAAGCACCAAUUACCAAUGCACCGAUGGGUGAAUUUGCAAUUUUUGAUACUAAUUCAAUAAACGUUAACAUGACACGAGAUAUAUACAAAAGUUGCGGUUCCGUUAAAAAAGGAGAUCCGAGCACUCCUUCAAAGGAGACGCUAUGUGUGCAAAGUUAUCAACUAUUCGAUGACAACAUUCUGCAAUUAAAAAAAAAUAUCGCCGAAGGCAAAUUGACUCAAGGAGAUGCGAAAGAAAAGUGUUGUGAAACUCGCGAUAUGUGUGAUCGAAUUUUGCCAUUAAUAGCAUGCGAUUUUAAUGUACGUUACCCAACAAAUACUAAUACAGAAUUUAUGGAUUUAAUGACAACCGUCUAUCGCGAACUAGUAGACCGUUCUUACCAGCUAAUCAACGCCAACUGGGGCGACUCAUUACUAAACUCACCUAUAAUCGCUUCCAAUGUACAAAAUAUCCUUGCAGAUCAAAUAAGUCUUGCAAAAUAUAUGCGGGCGAUCGGUAAUUGGGAUAUGUACCAAUGUCUACUGCGGAGAUUGAAAGACCAGUUUAGUAAUUCGUCAAUGCUUCGUUUUUACAUGUUCAUUUAUAAUCUUGAACUGGAAGAAUAUAAAUCGGCUAGAGAUUAUAUACAGAAACCCUUAAACGAGCAAGGUCAAGAAGGUCAAUUAUUUAUCAAUGUUUGUAGAAUUUAUCUCGAUUAUAUAAAGGACAAAAAGGAUCCAGAGAUUGAAGAUAAAUGCGAAACGGAUUUGUUAAUUGCACUGAGAAAUUUGUGUGAAAUAGAGCAGCCCGAACUGGCAGUAGGUUGGAUGCUUUUGUAUUGCUUAUAUAAAAGAUACAAUUAUCAACCGGGCAUUAGUUAUUCGCGCUGGCAGUAUGAGAAUCUCAUCAGAGAAGGAUUGUUUACUGAGAUCGAGUACUUACCAAGAAGUCUUUGGGAAGUUUUCAAUGAUUUUAAACCAUUUGUAAACACAGUGAAAGCAAAAAAUCUUUGGAAAGGAAUCAAUCUUCUGUUAAGAUUAGGUUUAUACAAUUUUGCUCAAUUGAUAUAUUACGAAGUUAUUGAUGAUUUGACGGCAGUUGAAAGAUACAUUCUAAAUGCAAAUUUCAAAUUGAUUACAAAGGAGUUGGAGUACUUUGCCAUCGUUAAUAAGUUUCCGGUGGAUAAACUUCCAAACUCAGCUGAGUUGAAUGCAUUCGUUAAUUUAGCCAACGGAAAUAUAGAAUAUGUUCGUAAUCCAUACGAUUCGUCUUGGAUUCAAUAUUACGCAUCUAUUCUGGCUAUCGAAGGUUUCGAAGAUACUUUUCCUUUUCAAUUAGGAAUAUUACGCUAUGCUUUUAAGAUGCUGGCAGAGAAGGAAUUUGAAAUGGCGAUAACUGCACUUGAUUAUGCAAGCGAUAGCUAUGGCCAUGGAUUAGUUAAAUCUGUAGUCAAAGCUAAGGCUUUAUAUUAUCUGGGACGCUUAAAAGAGGCUGAACUUCACUUAGCUGACGGCACUAAUUAUAAUUUGUUUUUGCCGAAUGUUUGGGCCGGCUUAGCUCUUAUCAAUUUGAGAUUGGGUGAAAAUUAUAAAGCUUUGGAGUGUUGGAAAUACGCCAGAUCCGAUCCUAGGUUUCUUAUUGAUGAGGAGAUCUUGGCCGAGUUGAGUAAAGUUGAUCCCGACAAUAUAAACUUGUAUGUGGAUACACCAACCUUAAAAUAA